GGCGGAGGUGUCCUCGGCUGUGAAGCCUGUCUCUCCGUUAGACCUGCGUACAGAGGCCCGGAUGCCGAGUCUGGGUUCAGACCCCAGCGUGUGGGAGCAGCAACUGCAGGAGGAACUGCUCCUCAUUCAGAAACAGCAGCAGAUCCAGAAACAGCGUCUGAUCAGCCAGUUCCAGGAAAGGCACCAGAACCUUAUCCGACAGCAUCAGGCCCAGUUACAGGAACACCAGAGGCUCCAGCAGGAGGUGCAGGCCAUGAAGCAGCAGCAGGAGCAGAUGGAGAGAGAGAGAAGGUUGGAGGAGCAGAGUCGGGAGCAAGAACUGGAAAAGCAUCACCGUGAGCAACCCGUCUUACUCCUCAAGGGCAAGGAGCGAUCCCGAGAGAGUGCAGUGGUCAGCACAGAAGUCAAACAAAAACUGCAGGAGUUCCUGUUGAGUAAAUCCACCAAGGACUCCUCCCCCAGUGGGGUCCCUCACACUCUCACACACCAACCCAAACUGUGGUGCACAACGUCUUACCAUGUGUCUCUGGAUCGGGGCUUCUUGCCACUGGCGGGCAUGUCCCCCUCCCACAUUCAGCCCAUGCCCCCCACCCCAGAGAGCAGGGAUGACUUCCCUUUGAGAAAGACAGCAUCGGAGCCCAACCUGAAGGUUCGUUCCCGGUUGAAGCAGAAGGUGGCGGAGAGGCGAAGCAGUCCACUGCUGAAGAGGAGAGAGGGAAAUGUCAUGACACCCUUUAAAAAGAGAGCUCUGGAACUGUUUGAGUUCACAGUCAGUAGCAGUGUGCCUGGGUCUAGUCCCAGUUCUCCCAGUGGGGCCUGCGGUGCCCUGGGAACUGAAAACGGCCCUUCCUCUCUUCCUACAACUACACACAGAGAGGUGAGGUCGCUGGGGCCAGAGGGGUCCGUGUCCAUACUGAGUCUCCACACGUCUCCUUCUCUGCCCAACAUCACUCUGGGUCUGACUGCCGCCCCAUCGCCUGUCAGCGUGCCCCAGGGCAUGCAGCAUGAGUCCAGUGAAGAUGGUGCCCAACCUGACGUGCCCACACAGCUCCUGGGUUCUGCUGGCCUCCCUAUCCCCAUGGAGACCAAAGUGAGCAACAGUCAUCAGGCUCUCCUGCAGCACCUCCUUCAGAAAGAGCAACUCCGCCAACAGAACAUCCUCUCUAACGGCCAAGGGUCUCUCCACCCCCCCUCCCCCCUCGCUCUCAGUGAGCGUCCUUCAUACAGCACCAGGCCCAAACUGCCCCGACACCGACCACUGAACCGGACCAGGUCCGCCCCCCUCCCCCAGAGCACUCUGGCCCAGCUGGUCCUCCAGCAGCAGCACCAGAACUUCCUGGAAAAGCAGAAACGCUUUCAUCAGCAGGUCGUCAUCCACAAGAUUCUGUCCAAGUCGAUCGAGCAGUUACGCCAGCCCAGCUCCAACCUGCCGGAGUCUGAGGAGGAGGAAGAGGAGGAGGAAGAGUCCCACUGCGAGGCCAUGCAGCAGGAUUGCUCGCCCUCUGGUGGUGUUAUCCGGAAUUACAGCCCCACCAACCACUACGGACGCCUCUCUCCAGCUGACUCCUCCCCACACACUCACCCAGAAGUCAUCAAGGUCAAAGACGAGCCAAUUGACAUGGAAGAAGAUGAUAUAGCCAAUGGAAGCCGAGCACAAACACAGAGCUUGUACUUAGAGCAGGUGAAAACCAGGCAGGUCAUUAAAGCUAUGAUCUAAGAUAACAGACAGGAAUCAUAUGUCACACAGUA
Messenger RNA from Chanos chanos (milkfish), 1749 nucleotides. It is a transcript of the gene hdac9b, whose product is annotated as histone deacetylase 9b. The record is from RefSeq and is a predicted model, not a curated record. NCBI's taxonomy places the organism in Eukaryota, Metazoa, Chordata, Actinopteri, Gonorynchiformes, Chanidae. Bases 62 to 1717 code for a protein of 551 amino acids. The transcript has 10 exons.